This is a messenger RNA of Acanthoscelides obtectus, 327 nucleotides long. NCBI's taxonomy places the organism in Eukaryota, Metazoa, Arthropoda, Insecta, Coleoptera, Chrysomelidae. The record is from the annotation of a GenBank genome assembly.
AUGAAGCAAAAUAUUGGACGGGGCGAAUUUUCUCAGUUCCCCAAUUUGUCACAGACAAGCUGCCAGGAAGACGACGUGUCAACUUACGUUCAACAUUUAAAUGCCCUCUAUUCAGAUUUUGAAUCUAGGUUUGAGGAUAUUUUGACUAUGGUAAUACCACCGUGGAUAAUUAAUCCAUAUGGUGACAUAGAAGAAACGAAUGUCAUAAUACAAGAGGAACUGACUGAAGUACAAACGAAGAACUUAAGGUUCAGUUUAAAAACGGAUAUCAGCAAUUCUGGCUGCAAAACAACAUACCCGUUACUUAUCCCGUAUUAUGGAAUAUAG